CUUGCUUGCCUUCUACCUCACAUGCAGGCCAGCGAGGCUUGGUUUGGCUGCGUCAACCACCCCUCGUCCGCACAUCGUGGCUUUUUCUCCUCUCGUUGGUGCUUCGCUCCCAAAGCCGAGGGUCGUGUCGUCAUGACUGAUCCUGGUGGAUGGAGUCGUCCGGGGCGAUCGCCUGGACUGUUAGUGUUGGGUACUGGUUUCGAUCUGCCAUUCUCCUCUUCCCUCAGGAACACUCGUGGUCUUGCUGUACUUGUGGUUCGACAAAUGAGAGCCCGAAGGGCCGGUAAUCGGCGUAUCGGUUCGCCCUCGCUGGUCACCUCCACCACCUCCACCGUUCCGUUCCCACUAUCUUUUGUGCCUUAGUCAUGCUAAGUCAGUCCAACGCACGAGAUAUGGGGCUAUUGGAAUUUUUGCAAGGGCAUAUGAAAAUGGUGAAAAAUGAGAAUGAG
This is a messenger RNA of Aspergillus costaricaensis CBS 115574, 449 nucleotides long. RefSeq lists its product as uncharacterized. The record is from RefSeq and is a predicted model, not a curated record. Bases 22 to 363 code for a protein of 113 amino acids. NCBI's taxonomy places the organism in Eukaryota, Fungi, Ascomycota, Eurotiomycetes, Eurotiales, Aspergillaceae. The transcript has a single exon.